This is a messenger RNA of Pelagomonas calceolata, 766 nucleotides long. The record is from the annotation of a GenBank genome assembly. NCBI's taxonomy places the organism in Eukaryota, Pelagophyceae, Pelagomonadales, Pelagomonadaceae.
CGGCCUCUCCGCUUUUUUUCAGGCACGUCUCGGCAGCAAACUUUCGUGCACAAGCAAGCAUGGUUCGCCUGGCAUUACUCUCCGCAGCACUCUCGGCCGCUGUGGCAGCAGCCGAGCCCAAAGUAACGAACAAGGUGCGAGAUCCAGUGCCAGACAGCCGUGACCUUCCAGCUGUCCCGCGACCGUCCGACGCGCGAGAGGCAAAACUGCACGCAAAACGCAGGUCUUCUUCGACAUCUCGAUCGGCGGCGCGCCGGCCGGCCGCGUCGUCAUGGGCCUCUACGGCGACGUCGUGCCAAAGACGGUGGAGAACUUCCGCGCGCUCUGCACGGGCGAGAAGGGCGUGGGCAAGAGCGGCAAGCCGCUCCACUACAAGGGCUCCAAGUUCCACCGCGUCAUCCCGAACUUCAUGCUCCAGGGCGGCGACUUCACGCGGGGCGACGGCACGGGCGGCGAGUCGAUUUAUGGAGAGAAGUUCGCCGACGAGAACUUCGAGCUCAAGCACACGGGCGCCGGCGUCUUAUCGAUGGCGAACGCGGGCCCCGGCACGAACGGGUCGCAGUUCUUCAUCUGCACGGUGAAAACCGCCUGGCUCGACGGGCGCCACGUCGUCUUCGGGGGCGUCCUCGAGGGCAUGGACGUCGUCAAGGCCGUCGAGAAGGUCGGCUCCGGCGGCGGCAAGACGACGAAGACGGUCGAGAUCACGGACUCGGGCGAGCUCGAGCUGUAGGGGGGGUCCCCGGGAUGCUAAGAUUUAACAUUUCAA